CAGUCAGAACGCGGGUUGAAUUUCCCCCCUGUUGUGAUGACGUCUAAUGUCUGCGCCACGUUGUACCCACGUGUGGACGUCUCUUUUUUGCAGCGGCAGCAAAACAUCCGCAGUGACGCUGGUAUCAGUGCGCACGAAGAAAACUUUGGAUUUCUUUUCUCUCUGACAUUAAACCAUCCCGAAGAACAAGCUGCGAAGGUUUCUACCACCAGAGUCACUUUUUCUAGACCAUGCCCCACGACCCCGACCCUCCUCCGGCUAAAAGAUUCAAGCCGGGGUCAGUGUUCUUCCGUCUGGAUAAGAACAAGCCUGGAAUGCUGCUUCCUAGAAAGGGCAAUGCGACCACUCCGAUAGAAGUCCAGAGGAAACAGCUUCCGAUCUACCAGGCGAAACCUCAGCUGCUGAACCAACUGAGGCAGCUGCACAAUGUUAUUCUGAUCGGUGAGACCGGAUCAGGGAAGACCACUCAGAUCCCCCAGUAUCUGUACGAGGCUGGCAUCGGGCGACAGGGCAUGGUCGCCAUCACCCAGCCUCGCCGGGUGGCUGCCAUCUCGCUGGCAGGAAGGGUGGCCGAGGAGAAGAGGACUCAGCUCGGCAAGCUGGUUGGCUACACGGUGCGAUUUGAGGAUGUCACCUCCUCCGAGACAAAGCUGAAGUUCAUGACAGACGGCAUGCUGCUGCGUGAGGCCAUCGGAGACCCGUUACUGCUGCGCUACACCGUGGUGGUCCUGGAUGAAGCCCACGAGCGCACCGUGCACACUGAUGUGCUGUUCGGCGUGGUUAAGACUGCUCAGCGCAGGCGGAGAGAACUCAAUAAGAUUCCCUUGAAGGUCAUAGUGAUGUCGGCCACUAUGGACGUAGAUUUGUUCUCUGAAUACUUCAACAAGUCACCAGUGCUGUACCUGGAGGGAAGGCAGCAUCCCAUUCAGAUCUACUACACCAAGCAUCCCCAGUCAGACUACCUGCAGGCUGCACUCGUGUCUGUGUUCCAGAUCCAUCAGGAGGCGCCUCCGUCCCAUGACAUUUUAGUCUUCAUGACGGGUCAAGAGGAAAUCGAGGCCCUGGCGAGGACUUGCCGGGACAUCGCCAAGCAUCUUCCUGACGGCUGCGGUCACAUGGUAGUUAUCCCGUUGUACGCAUCGCUGCCCCCAGCACAACAGCUCAGGGUCUUCCAGCCAGCUCCCAAGGGUUGUAGGAAAGUCAUCCUCUCAACCAACAUCGCUGAGACGUCAGUUACAAUCUCUGGGAUUAAAUAUGUCAUAGACACAGGGAUGGUGAAGGCCAAACGCUUUAAUCCUGCGGCAGCAAAACAUCCGCAGUGA
Messenger RNA from Paralichthys olivaceus (Japanese flounder), 1322 nucleotides. Lineage: Eukaryota; Metazoa; Chordata; Actinopteri; Pleuronectiformes; Paralichthyidae. The record is from RefSeq and is a predicted model, not a curated record.